AUGAGCAGCAAUAACGAAAAUAGUAGCAAUAAUAACUACAUCCAACUCAACAGUGACGAUAAUGUGCAGCCAACUACUGUGACUGUAACAACUUUCAACGCAAACCGCCAAGAAUGUGCCGAAGAGAUUGUUGAUGUGGACGAUUCACUUGUCACUACUCAGACCCCCAAUGUUCCCACUACUGAGCAAAUUCUUCUGCUAAUGCUAACAGAACCUGUCUCGUUCUGGAAUGAAAUGCAUAAAUUUGGGCUUUUGGAUGAGCUUGUAGAACAACUGACACAAUGCUUGUUGGACAUCAAAAAGGCUGCAAAAAACGGCGGUCUCGCUUGGGCCGCACCUGUGCUUACUCGCGUAGUUUCCGUGCUUGACAUGAGUGAUCGAAUUGCCAACUGUAUACAUGCAAAACCAUGUGAAAGGCUACCUAAUAGAAUGUUGUCAAUGCCACGUAUCAUAGCUGAUGGCUCAUCAGCAGGAGAGAAUACGCAAAAGCGGGUUAUGGACGAAACGUUGCAGUUAUUUCUGCCUCACUGCUUCCCCGUUGUGAAAAAGCCUCGAUUCCAAAAUACCUCUAACACUGUUUCAUAUCCAGAGAGUAUGGAUCCUCAGGUUGUUCGAGCGGUUGUCAGCGGUGAAAGUCGCAUGACUCAAGAUCAAGGAAUUUUCGUGCCAACCGAUAUCUCCUGCAUGAGCGGGCCUCUCCUUAGUUCAAAGUUUGCAUAG
Molecule: messenger RNA, 720 nt
Organism: Strongylus vulgaris
Lineage: Eukaryota; Metazoa; Nematoda; Chromadorea; Rhabditida; Strongylidae
Source: the annotation of a GenBank genome assembly